This is a messenger RNA of Daktulosphaira vitifoliae (grape phylloxera), 5534 nucleotides long. It is a transcript of the gene nompC, whose product is annotated as ankyrin-1. Gene Ontology annotation, molecular function: protein binding; calcium channel activity. The record is from RefSeq and is a predicted model, not a curated record. Bases 251 to 5428 code for a protein of 1725 amino acids. Lineage: Eukaryota; Metazoa; Arthropoda; Insecta; Hemiptera; Phylloxeridae. Gene Ontology annotation, cellular component: glycosylphosphatidylinositol-N-acetylglucosaminyltransferase (GPI-GnT) complex; membrane. Gene Ontology annotation, biological process: calcium ion transmembrane transport; GPI anchor biosynthetic process. The transcript is spliced from 27 exons.
ACCAUUAUUGUUUAUAACUGUUCAGAGUGCCAGUCACGAAGCAACUCCGCUCUUUACGUAAAAUUUAACUCCAUAUUUUUACCAUUCUGAUAAUACUAUGUUAUUGUAUAGAUUUAUUUCAAAAAUAUAUAUUGUGAUUAUAAAUAAAUAUAAAAAGAUGUAAUAGUAUCUGUAUUAAAAGAUCAAAAUAUGAUUAACAAAUUAAAUUCAGAUAGUGAAAUGUAAAUUUGAUAUUAAAAUACACUGAAACAUGAUAGGUGGAUCUGGAAAGAGAGGUUCGGGUACAGGUAGACAGCCACCUGUAUCUUCAACUUCUUCAGCCGCUGCUUUAGCAGCGUCAGUAGCUACCGCAGCAACUGCAGCUUCAGGAGAAGAUAAAACUAGUAGCGGAGGUCAAAUGAAAAAUGACGAAAAUAAAGAAUCAGUAGCACCUCCUACAAUCCCAAGUUCAGGAGCAACGUUGAGAGAAGCUGCUCAAAAAAUUCUUCAAUUAUGUCAAAGGUCAGAAUGGCCACCUUUGGAUCAAGCAAUCAAGAUAGUAGAAAAAUUAGUAGCAGCUGGGGGUGAAGAUGUGACGUCAUCUCCAUUGGUUGGUGUUGUCGACCCAGUUACUGGUAUGACGCCUUUAAUGUAUGCAGUAAAAGAAAGUAAAACGUCAUUUUUAGAAAGAUUAAUAGAACUGGGAUGCGAUGUUACAGCUAAAAACCAGGAUAACUUCAACGUUUUACAUUUAGCAGCAACAUAUUCCAGAGAAGACGUGAUAAAACUUUUGCUAACAAAGAAAGGAAUAGAUGUGUAUUGCCCUGGAGGAUCUAAACAACAAACUGCCAUUCAUAUGGUAACAAGUAGACAAACUGGUACUGCAACAAGUAUUCUAAGAGUUUUACUCGCUUCUUGCGGUAAAGAUAUUCGUACAAUUGCUGAUGGGGAUGGUAAAAUACCAUUACUAUUAGCAGUUGAAACUGGUAAUCAGUCAAUGUGCCGAGAACUUUUAUCAACACAAGCAGCUGAACAAUUAAAAUAUAAAACUCAAUCAGGAGAUAUGGCAGUACAUUUAGCUGCAAAAAGGAAAGAUAUCGAUAUGAUUAAAAUUUUAAUAGAUUAUGGGGCUGGAGUUGAUAGUCAAAAUGGUGAAGGUCAAACGCCUCUCCACAUUGCUUCAGCGGACGGUGAUGAAAGUUUAGUCAAAUAUUUUUAUAGUGUUAAGGCUAGUGCUUCUAUAACAGAUAAUCAAGAUCGAACUCCUAUGCAUUUGGCUGCUGAAAAUGGACAUGCAAACAUUAUAGAAUUAUUAGCGGAUAAGUUUAAAGCAUCAAUACUCGAAAGAACUAAAGAUGGUAGUACUUUAAUGCAUAUAGCAUCACUAAAUGGUCAUGCGGACUGUGCUACUAUGUUAUUUAAAAAAGGUGUAUAUCUUCAUAUGCCAAACAAAAGUGGAGCUAGAAGUAUACAUACAGCAGCUCGUUAUGGGCAUGUUGGAAUCAUUAAUACCUUGUUACAAAAAGGAGAAAAAGUAGAUGUUAUAACAAAUGAUAAUUACACUCCUUUACAUAUUGCGGUAGAAUCCGUUAAACCAACUGUAAUCGAAACUUUAUUAGGAUAUGGAGCUGAUGUUCAUGUACAAGGUGGUAAGUUAAGAGAAACACCUCUACAUAUAGCAGCAAGGGUCAAAGAUGGUGACCGUUGUGCAUUAAUGCUUUUAAAAUCUGGAGCAGGACCAAAUGUAGCCACAGAUGAUGGACAAACUCCAGUUCAUGUUGCUUCAAAACAUGGAAAUCUCAUAACACUUCAAUUAUUAUUAGACGACGGUGGUGAUCCACUUUUUAAAAAUAAAAUUGGUGAGACACCUUUGCAUUUGGCAUGUAGAAGUUGUCAAGCUGAUAUUGUAGAACGACUUAUUAAUUUUGUUAAAACAAAACAAGGCGAUGAAAUAGCAAAUUCUUAUGUAAAUUCUGUGAAUGAAGAUGGUGCAUCAGCAUUACAUUAUGCAGCUAAUAUUACAAAAUCGGAAGUUAACGAAUCAAAACCAAAUCACGAUGCUAAAGUCAUUAAGUUAUUAUUUGAAGGAAAAGCUGAUAUAAAUUUGCGAACUAAACAACAUCAUGAAACAGCAUUACAUUAUUGCGCAGUAGCUGGUAAUAAUGAUGUCCUUUCUGCAAUGUUAGAUGGAAUGUCACCAUCUGAAGUACAGCAAGCUAUGAACCGUCAAACAAGUAUAGGGUGGACUCCAUUAUUAAUUGCUUGCCAUAGAGGUCAUAUGAGUUUAGUCAACACUAUGUUAAAUAAUCAUGCUAGAGUAGAUGUUUUUGAUAAUGAAGGAAGAUCUGCUCUUCACUUAGCUGCUGAAAGAGGGUAUUUAAAGGUAUGUGAUGCGUUACUAACUCAUAAAGCAUUUAUUAACAGUAAAUCACGUGUAGGCUGGACAGCACUACAUUUAGCAGCUAUGAAUGGGUUCGCAGAUCUUUGCAGAUUUUUGAUACAUGACCACAAUGCAGUUAUUGAUAUACUAACUUUGCGAAAACAAACGCCUUUGCAUUUAGCAGCAUCAGCAGGUCAAUUGGAAGUAUGUAAAUUAUUAUUAGAUUUAGGAGCAAACAUUGAUGCUACCGAUGAUCAAGGUCAGAAACCAAUACAUAUUGCGUCACAAAAUAACUUUCCCGAAGUUGUUCAAUUAUUCUUACAGCAGCAUCCACAAUUAGUCUUGGCUUGUACUAAAGAUGGAAAUACGUGUGCUCAUAUAGCUGCAAUGCAAGGAUCAGUAAGAGUUAUUGUGGAAUUAAUGAAGUUUGAUAAGAAUGGAGUAAUAUCUGCUAGAAAUCGUAUCACUGAAGCUACUCCACUCCAGUUGGCUGCUGAAGGUGGUCACGCCCAAGUUGUUAAAGUUUUAGUAAGAGCAGGUGCAUCAUGUUCGGAUGAAAAUAAGGCAGGGUUUACGGCUGUCCAUUUAGCUGCACAAAAUGGUCAUUUGUCAGUUUUGGAUGUAUUAAGGUCAUCUCAAUCACUGAGAAUAUCAAGUAAAAGACUUGGAAUGACUGCACUUCACAUGGCAGCGUAUUGUGGUCAAACAGAUACUGUACGAGAACUACUGUCUCAUAUUCCGGUAACUGUUAAGUCGGAUCCCCCUUCUGGUGUAAGCGUUUUAGGAGUUUUGGGAAAUGAAUCUGGAAUGACUCCAUUACAUUUUGCUGCGUAUAGUGGUAAUGAAAAUGUUGUUCGUUUGUUGUUAAAUUCGGCUGGAGUACAAGUUGAUGCAGCAACAGUUGAAUGUGGAUAUAAUGCACUACAUUUAGCAUGCUUUGGUGGUCACGUAACCGUAGUCGGUCUUUUGUUAUCUAGAGCAGCAGACUUAUUACAUAGUUCUGACUUAAACGGAAAAAAAUGUUUACAUAUUGCUGCUACAUAUGGUCACUAUGCAAUGGUAGAAGUUUUAUUAGGCCAAGGAGCAGAGAUUAACGCAACAGAUAAGAAUGGUUGGACUGCAAUGCACUGUGCGGCUCGUGCUGGUUUCUUAGAUGUUGUAAAACUUUUAGUAGAGUCAGGCGCUUCACCAAAAUCAGAAACAAAUUAUGGAGCAUCUCCUAUAUGGUUUGCCGCACAAGAAGGACAUAAUGAUGUCUUAGAAUAUUUAAUGACUAAAGAGCAUGAUACUUAUGGUUUAAUGGAUGACAGAAGGUUUGUGUACAAUUUGAUGAUUUGCAGUAAAAAUCACAAUAACAAACCUAUAGAAGAAUUUAUUCUUGUUUCACCAGCUCCAGUAGAUACAGCUGCAAAACUUUCAAACAUUUUCAUGAAUUUAUCAAAUAAGGAAAAAGAGAGAGCAAAAGACUUAAUAUCUGCAGGAAAACAAUGCGAAGCAAUGGCAACUGAGCUAUUAGCUUUAGCUGCAGGUCAAGAUUCAGCCGGUCGAAUACUAACAGCUUCUGAUCGUCGUAACACUGAAUUUUUAGAUAUUCUUAUUGAAAACGAACAAAAAGAAGUUAUUGCUCAUACUGUUGUUCAGAGGUAUUUGCAGGAACUAUGGCAAGGAAGACUGAAUUGGGCUGGCUGGAAAACUCUUUUAAUGUUUCUAGGAUUUAUUACCUGUCCACCACUCUGGAUAAUAUUCACAUUACCAUUAUGGCACAGUUAUAAUAAAGUGCCAAUUAUAAAAUUUAUGUCUUAUUUGACAUCACAUGUGUACCUUAUGCUUUUAUUACAAAUGGUCGCCAUAACACCUUAUUACAGAUCAGCGCGAUAUAACUUAUUUCCAUAUUGGUACGAAUGGUUACUUUUAGUUUGGCUAAGUGGCUUGUUAUUGUUCGAGCUAACAAAUCCUAGUGAUAAAAGUGGAUUGGGUUGGGUCAAGUUGGCUGUACUUUUAUUGAGUGUCAUAGGAGUAGCAUUUCAUUUAGCUGGAUUUUUUGGUGUUAUCCCACAAAGGUUCCUUUCUACUGCUAUGUAUCUCAGAAAUCAAAUGUUUGCACUGUCAUUUUUAAUGGCUUGUGUUCAAAUAUUAGAUUUUUUGUCAUUUCAUCACUUAUUCGGUCCUUGGGCAAUAAUAAUUGGUGAUCUUAUGAAAGAUUUGGCAAGAUUUUUAGUGGUUCUUAGUAUAUUUGUACUUGGAUUUUCCAUGUUAGUUGUAGCAAUAAACCAUCCUAAUCGUAAUAGUUUAAAGAAAAAUUCAAAUUCGUCACCAUUUUCAGAAGUUUACAUCAGUCCAGUGAUAGCAUUUGAGCAGUUAUUUUUUGCUGUAUUUGGGAUGGCUGGCUGGGAAAGUUUAAGAAAAAUACCAGAAGAAAAACAAGAUGAUUGGACUGUUUAUAUGUAUAAAGGUGUACUUGGUAUUUAUAUGUUAGUGUCAGUAGUAGUUUUAAUUAAUCUACUAAUUGCUAUGAUGAGUGACACUUAUCAAAGAAUUCAGGCACAAUCAGAUAUAGAAUGGAAAUUCGGAUUAGCUAAAUUAAUUAGAAAUAUGCAUAGAACAACUACAACACCAUCUCCUUUAAAUUUAAUCACCACCUGGUUUAUGUAUUUGUUAGAAAUAUGUCAAAAAAGAGUUAAACAGAAAAAACGUCCUAGCUUAUCACAAAUGGUUGAUUUAAAAACUAAAGGACGAAUGAGUGCAAGAACACGAAUGGGUAACAAAUGGUUAUCUAAAGUAAAAAAAGCUCAAGUAGUUCCUAGAGAGUCUAUGUCAGUGAGCGUGGUACAUUUAAGUCCAUAUGGCUCACAAAUUAGUUUUUCAAGUGUGACUAAUCGAAUUGAAACUGUAACCGAUUGGGAUGCAAUAGCAAAAAAAUAUAGAGCACUUCAAGGUGCUAGUGAAAAUGAUGACAAAGAUGAUCCAAAAGCAUCUAAUGCUUCUAUGGAACGUUUGACAAGGAGUAAUAGCGAAGCACAACCUGAUCUUGCACUACAUAUACCUAAUAAUGUAGUUAAUUUACCAUAAAAAAUUUGAUAAUUGUAAUAUAAUAUUUAGGUAAUAAUUAUUUUUGUACUGAUUAAAAUACAUGAAAUAUGAAAUUCAUAAUUUUAUAAAGUCUUUAUGAAAAAGU